Molecule: messenger RNA, 549 nt
Organism: Camellia sinensis
Lineage: Eukaryota; Viridiplantae; Streptophyta; Magnoliopsida; Ericales; Theaceae
Source: RefSeq, a predicted model, not a curated record
AUGUCUAUCAUUUCUCUUGAGGGAGGUUGGGAAACUGAUGAAUCUGUUGAAGAAGCAGCUUCGAGAGAGACACUUGAAGAAGCCGGGGUUCUUGGCAAUGUUGAGGGAGAAUUAGGAGAAUGGAGCUUCAAGAGCAAAAGCGGAGGAAUAUAUCACGAAGGACGCAUGUUCGCAUUGCUUGUCACUCAAGAACUCAAUCUUUGGCCGGAACAAAAUUCCCGCCAAAGACUCUGGAUGAAUGUGGACAAAGCUAGAGAAGUUUGUCAGCAUUGGUGGAUGAAGGAAGCAUUAGACAUAUUAGUUGAUCGGCUCACAUCUCCUAGACAGCACAAGAUGGAAUAAUAUAUUCCACUUUGUUCUCCAAAUUUGACAAUAAUUUUGUGUUUUUAUCUAAGUGUUUUUUUUGUGUGUGUGUGUGCGCGCGCGCAAUUGUACAUAGGGAACUGCCCACAACCAUAGGUAUGUAUGUCCAUGUAUCUUUGCAAAACAGAAGAUCAAAGGGCUGGUUAGGGCUAAAAUGUUGUGCUCAAAACUCCAUAUUGCAAAGAA